AUGGCGGUGUUCUUAAAUUGUCGUACCGUCGUCGUAUUCUCUGUGACUUUCCUCUUGGUUCAAGUUUCUGAUGGCGCAAUACAGGGAGGAAUGCUUUACCCAAGGGAAUCGGAAUCAAGAGAAAGCAAAGACCUGAGUGGGAUGUGGAAUUUCCGUGCUGAUAUGUCGUCAAAGAGAAAUGCUGGAUUUGAACAUCAGUGGCAGAAACAGGCACUAUCAAAGACUGGUCCUGUUAUAGAUAUGCCAGUGCCAUCAAGUUUUAAUGACAUUACCCAAGACAAGUUAUUAAGAGAUUUUGUUGGCUGGGUAUGGUACGACAGGGAAUUCUAUCCUCCAUAUACUUGGCAGAACACGAAUCAGCGAGUUGUAGUGAGAUUUGAAAGUGCACAUUAUUAUACAAUAGUAUGGCUGAAUGGAGUGGAAAUAAUGAUGCAUGAUGGUGGUCAUUUACCAUUUGAAAGUGAAAUCACUGAUAUUGUAUUAUAUGGCAAAUCUAACAGACUAACAGUAGCUGUGAAUAAUACAUUGUCUCCACAUUCAUUACCUCCAGGAACUAUUGAAUAUAAAACAGAUAGAAAUAAGUAUCCUGCUGGUUACUUUGUACAGAACCUACAGAUGGAUUUCUUUAACUAUGCAGGGAUUCAGCGACCAGUUAAGCUGUAUACCACACCAAAAGCAUACAUUGAUGAUAUAUCCAUAGUAACAGACAUUGAAGGAGCAGCUGGUUUUGUAAAUUAUGAUGUCAAAGUCUUAGGUAAUGGUAAAAACAAUGUGUCAUCAGUAGUGAAUAUUUUAGAUAAAGAUGGUAAUAUUGUAGCCAGUAAGAAAGAUGACUUGUCAAGUCAGCUGUCUGUCUCCAGUGCUCAUUUCUGGUGGCCAUACACAAUGAGUAACGUGUCAGCUUAUAUGUAUAUACUACAGGUGUCCAUCACGUCAGAUGGUACUAGUGAUGUGUACCGUUUACCAUUUGGGAUAAGGACCAUUAGAACAACUUCUACCCAGAUACUUAUCAACAACAAAUCCUUUUAUUGCCUUGGUGUUGGCAAACAUGAAGAUUCUGAUGAGAACUUUAGCAACAAGUCACUGACCCACCAUCUUGAAGUAAUGGACGAAUUGGUGAGAAGAGAUAAAAAUAGACCAUCAGUUAUUAUGUGGUCUGUAGCCAAUGAACCAGCCUCUGAGUAUCCCCAGGCAGAGGCAUAUUUUAAAACUGUCAUCACUCAUACGCGGCAAAUUGAUCCCAGUUCAAGACCAGUAACAUUUGUAUGUAACCAUGGAUAUGAUUCUGACCUUGCUACCCAGUUUGUUGAUGUGGUAUGUAUCAACAGUUACUUUGGCUGGUAUGAAGACACAGGACAUCCUGAAGUAAUCCAACUACAGUUAGAAUAUAACCUACGUGAGUGGUACAAAAAACGAAAUAAACCCAUUAUACAGACUGAAUACGGUGCUGGAAGUGUUAUUGGAAUACAUCUGGAUCCCGGCAUGGCUUAUUCUGAAGACUAUCAAGUUGAUGUCCUCAAGGAACACUUCAAGAUUUUUGACAAAUUAAGAAAAGAGUUUCUUGUAGGAGAGAUGAUUUGGAACUUUGCUGAUUUUAUGACGGCUCAAGACCCAAAAAGAGUUGCUGGAAACAGAAAGGGAGUUUUUACAAGACAAAGGCAACCCAAAAUGGCGGCUUAUCAGCUGCGUGAGCGCUAUCAGUCUGUCAUCAAUGAAACGCGAUAUCACUGGUUGGCAGUAAAGUCUGCUACCACUACCAAUGCAAUAUCACUUGUAGGAAGUAAAGUCAGCUACCAAUGCGAUAUCACUGGUAGGAAGUAA
Messenger RNA from Saccoglossus kowalevskii, 1821 nucleotides. RefSeq names its product beta-glucuronidase-like. Gene Ontology annotation, biological process: carbohydrate metabolic process. Lineage: Eukaryota; Metazoa; Hemichordata; Enteropneusta; Harrimaniidae. The record is from RefSeq and is a predicted model, not a curated record. Gene Ontology annotation, molecular function: carbohydrate binding; beta-glucuronidase activity.